Molecule: messenger RNA, 1661 nt
Organism: Poecilia reticulata (guppy)
Lineage: Eukaryota; Metazoa; Chordata; Actinopteri; Cyprinodontiformes; Poeciliidae
Product: tripartite motif-containing protein 16-like
Molecular function (GO): protein binding
Source: RefSeq, a predicted model, not a curated record
UGGAGGAAUGGAGCAAGGUCUUUUGGACCAGGAGAAUUUCUCCUGUUCGAUCUGCCUGGAUCUACUGAGUAAUCCAGUGACUACGUCCUGUGGACACAGCUAUUGUUUCACCUGCAUUAAGACUCACUGGGAUGAAGAGGAUCAGAGAGGAAUCCACAGCUGCCCUCAGUGCAGAAGGACUUUUAAACCAAGACCCGACCUGUGUAAAAAUACCAUCCUAGCAGCUUCAGUGGAGCAGCUGAGGAAGACUGGACUCCAAGCUGCUCCUGCUGAUCACCGUUAUACUGGACAUGAAGAUGUGACCUGUGAUUUAUGCACUGGAAAAAAAAUUAAAGCCAUCAAGUCCUGUUUAGUCUGUCUGGCCUCUUACUGUGAGAAACACCUUCAGUCUCAUUAUGAUGAGCCUCAAUUAAGGAAUCACAGGCUGGUGGAGCUGUUCAAGAACCUCCAGGAGAACAUCUGCACUCGUUACAGCACAGUGUCAGCUGCAGCAGAAAGGACUGAGAGGCAGAGAGAGCUGAAGGAGAGACGAGGAAACAUCCAGCAGAGAAUCCAGGACAGAGAGAAAGAUGUGAAGCUGCUUCAUCAGGAGGUGGAGGCCAUCAAUCACUCUGCUGAUAAAACAGUGGAGGACAGUGAGAAGAUCUUCACUGAGCUGAUCCGUCUCCUCCAGAAAAGAAGCUCUGAUGUGAAGCAGCAGAUCAGAUCCCAGCAGGAAACUGAAGUGAGUCGAGUCAAAGAUGUUCAGGAGAAGCUGGAGCAGGAGAUCAGUGAGCUGAAGAGGAAAGACGCUGAGCUGGAGCAGCUCUCACACACAGAGGAUCACAACCAGUUUCUCCUCAACUACCCCUCACUGCCAGCACUCAGGGAGUCGACACACUCAUCCAGCAUCAACAUCCGUCCUCUGAGACACUUUGAGGACGUGACAGCAGCUGUGUCAGAGCUCAGAGACAAACUACAGGACGUCCUGAGAGACUCAUGGACAAACAUCUCACUGAUGGUCACUGAGGUGGAUGUUCUACUGUCAGAACCAGAAUCAAAGAGCAGAGCUGAUUUCUUAAAGUAUUCAUGUGAAAUCACAAUGGAUCCAAACACAGCUAAUAACUAUCUGUUACUGUCAGAGGGAAAUAGAAAGGCAACAGUGAUGGAUGAACCUCAGUCUUAUUCUAGUCAUCCAGACAGAUUUACUGAUUACUGUCAGAUUCUGAGUAAAGAGAGUCUGACUGGACGUUGUUACUGGGAGGUACAGUGGAGCGGGAGAGUUUAUGUAGUAGUGGCUUACAAGAAUAUCAUCAGAGAAGGAGGUGACAGUAUAUUUGGAAGUAAUGAUCAAUCUUGGGCAUUAGACUUUGAACAGAACAUGUAUAUAUUCUGGCAUAACAACAUCAAAACCUCCAUCUCAGGUCCAGUUUCCUCCAGAGUCGGAGUGUACCUGGACCACAGAGCAGGUAUUCUGUCCUUCUACAGCGUCUCUGAAUCCAUGACUCUGAUCCACAGAGUCCAGACCAGAUUCACUGAGCCGCUUCAUGCUGGAGUUUGCUUUGUUUCUGAAACUGGAUUCUCUGCAGAGUUCUGUGAACUUAAGUAAACAAAAUUCAGCUAAAGUUCAAUUAGUUUUUUUUGUUUUUGUUUUGUUGCAAGCUUUUAAUUAAAACCAUUAA